CUCGCUACUUAUGACUGUUUCGUUAACAAUGAAGUGUAAAUGAAUUAUAAAUUCAUUGAUUAACAGCUUUAAAUUCUUCGGGUCUCUCCGGAAGAGUUAAAGCGUCAAGAGGGAAAUUCAAGAUGUCUGCUGAUACAGCUACUGGGUCACCAGUCGCGAGUCUUCGUGUAAUUGGACGUGGACGUGGUUUUAGAAAUACGUCGGAAAGUAUUCAAACGCCACUUAGGCGGCCAAAUGUCGGACCUGUCGUUGAGCAAUCGAGGUUAAGUCUGGCUGACAUCACUCUGAAGAUGCAGUAUUUAACUCUGGAAACUGUUGAUGAAGAUGGUAAACAAAUUAAAGGACUGGUGGAAAGAUUCUCAACUUCCAGUACCAAGCUACAAGCUGUGGUACAAAGUCUUUACGAGUUGGCAUUAGAGAAUUACCAUUACGCCGCUGUAGCUGCUAGAUUAUGUCAUCGCAUGGCAAAUGUUGAAGUUGGGGAGACCAAGUUUCGGAACCUCGUCUUGAAGCUUCUGCAGGCGGACUAUGAAGGGCGGGAUAUACUGAGGGGAGAAGGGAAUGAUAGUUAUGAUGCGUGUAGUUUAUUUGCAUUUGUUACUUUUCUUGUGGAGUUGUAUGCAUUGCUGAGAACACAGAAUGGUGAACCACUGAGAGCGCUGUUAACCCCGGUGUUUGUCUGCCUGAAGGAGUUACUUACCGGGUUGGACAACACAGAGGAAGAGAUGGAACAUUGUGCUAGAGAGCUGAAAAGAAGAGGAAAGUUCUUACAUGAGCAAGAUUCAUCCCGUAUGGAGGAGCUGUUACGGUCAUUACGCGACAAGAUAGUAGAUUCCGAAACAUCCGGCUAUGCAAGGUGUUUACUGCUGGAAGUACUAGAAAUGAAUGCUAGAGGCUGGGCUCUCACUGAUGAAACAAAGGAAUAUUAUAAACAUGCUAUUGAUAGAGUUUAACGGUCAACAAACCAUGUGGAGAGAUACUUUCUGAACAGACUUGAGUUACAUGGAUCCAAGGGGGUUGUCCAGUGGAGAGGAAAUGGCUAUCCUCUGACCAGACUGGGAUAAUCAGAGGUUAAAACGUAACUUAAGUUACACUGACCAAUGUUUGUGGUCCAGUGGAGAGGAAAUGGCUAUCCUCUGACCAGACUGGGAUAAUAAGAGGUUAAAACGUAACUUAAGUUACACUGACCAAUGUUUGUGGUCCAGUGAAGAGGAAAUGGCUAUCCUCUGACCAGACUGGGAUAAUCAGAGGUUAAAACGUAACUUAAGUUACACUGACCAAUGUUUGUGGUCCAGUGGAGAGGCAGCUAUAACAAGUUACAAGGUCUCCUCCGUGUUUGAUUGCUAUAGGAGGAGUUUCAUUUCACUCAGGCAAAACGUUUAUCUAUAUUUUUAUUUACAUUUUACAUUA
Saccoglossus kowalevskii is the source of this 1410-nucleotide messenger RNA. RefSeq names its product CBP80/20-dependent translation initiation factor-like. Gene Ontology annotation, molecular function: RNA binding; translation activator activity; protein binding. The record is from RefSeq and is a predicted model, not a curated record. NCBI's taxonomy places the organism in Eukaryota, Metazoa, Hemichordata, Enteropneusta, Harrimaniidae. Gene Ontology annotation, biological process: regulation of translational initiation. Gene Ontology annotation, cellular component: cytosol.